UGUUGUAUGACAAAUUGAGUUCAAGCUUACCUUUUGUCGAUUUAUCAAUAUCUCUUAUUAAAUUGUAAAUUUCGUAAUCAAAUUGUAUAGUUCGUUACCAACAUACUGUUUGGUUCUCAGUGGACAGAGAUGCUGAGCUGUUGUUUUGGCAGAAAAUGACUUCCAGCACUAAAUGCAAUGAUCCCUCUCCGCCGGUGAAAACACCACCUCGCUUUCAGUAUCUGCUUAUUUAAGAUUUAUUUAUAUCUUUCAAUGAUAAAAUCUCAGACACACAUACACCCAUUCUUUUUGGUGUUCAUUAUACGUGUGAAUAUUUUAUCAUUACUGAAAUGAAUUAUGUUUACAUUGUUGUUUUGAAUUGUUUUAGUUUGGUAUUUUUACCUGGCGGGGAGAGGAUGCCUUAAACAGAUAUCAGUCUGGUUAACAUAAUAAAUCGAGUUUAGGUUCGUUUUUAAAAGAAAAUGAGAGUACCCGUCACCAAAAUUGAAGCACACCUUUGAAUAAAUAACCACGCUCCGCCAGGUCAAAAUACCGUUGAAAAUGCAAUAAAAAACGGUAUUAACGUUUGGUUUCCUGUCGUUUGCAGAUUUAAAGUUUCCUUCAUCCAUAUUCGUGUGUUAAAGAAAUCAAAGACAUUUUUCUCUUGUGUUGGUCCCUUUUCUCGAGUUCACCACGGGGUCACACUUCAUCACGGGGUCAAGGGUAGCGCGGGGGAUGGGGGAUGAGGAGACGGUGGCCAUCCUGUGUUGUUUAACAGUGAAAAAUGGCCCCAGUAAAGCUGACCGAUCGGCAACGAAAAACGCGGAGCCUGUAUGCGAAGACCCGUUAACGAUAGAAGAAAUACGGAGCUGGGCAGAAUCCUUUGACAAGCUCAUGAAAAGUAAUUCGGGUCGGAAAGUGUUCCGCGAGUUCUUGCGGUCAGAGUACAGCGAAGAGAACAUGUUGUUUUGGUUGGCAUGUGAGGAGCUCAAGCAGGAGCAGAGCUCCGAAGCUGUGGAAGAGAAAGCUCGUCUCAUAUAUGAGGACUACAUCUCAAUUCUCUCGCCUAAGGAGGUUAGUUUAGACUCGCGAGUAAGAGAAGUUAUAAAUCGAAAUAUGGUGGACCCGACACCUCACACGUUCGACGAGGCACAGUUGCAAAUAUACACUUUGAUGCAUCGAGAUUCCUAUCCGAGAUUUUUAAAUUCUCAAAUUUAUAAGAAACUUAUACAACAGUACUCAUGAAUUAGGGAGUUAUAUGGUUAUUAGGAUUUUCUUAAUUGUUUUUCUCCGGGUAGAUUUGGAUGCUGCACAACUUGGAGAGAAGGUGCUCUCUAAGUCUUGUUGUUAAGUUUACAUUGACCAUUAAAAAAGGGCAGCCGCCGCGAGAUAUGUGCUACAGAAGAUGUUUGUGCUAGAACGAAUGGCGUGUUUCAUAUCUACCUGUGUUCACUGCCGCCCCGUCUUUCCCUAUGGGACUAUGUACGGGGCGAAUGUGCUUUUUUGUCCGGGCGCAGAUUUGACGCUAUUAAAUGAACGGAUGUUUAAUAGUUCAGUGUUCUCGCAAAGACAAUUAUUUUUUCGGACAAUGGGAGACACGAGAAGAUACAUAUGUGAUUAUUUUGUAACCGUUCUUCGUUAGACGUCAUUUACACGUAAUACACGUUUCUGGGAUCUAAGACAGAAUAUUCCAACAUUAUUUGUGUUCUGUUCGAUUUAAUUGCCAAAUUGACCAUUCUUUGUUAGUGUAAUGUUAGUAGCAAUUUUUAGUCGUAAUUUUAUAAUACAAAAGUGAAGUAUGCCGUCUGUAUAAAUUACCCGUUGUUAUUUUAAGUUUUAUAGAUUUUUUUAGACUUUGACUCGGCAACAAAUGUGAGAAUUGUAAAUUAUAUGUUGACCUGAUUUAAGCAUUGUCACCCUUCGAUGUUUACAUAUCGUUAACAGCUGUACUAUUUAUUACAUGCAAGUGUCAGUAAUAAAAUCUGUGUCACGUGAUUUGUAAUAAUUUAGUAUUAGAAAGCAGUUAUACUAAAAAUGGAACUUUUACCAAGAUGCAAGUAGCAUGUUUUAUCGAACUUGUAACAUCUUUGAUAAGAGUGCCAUUUUCUUUAUUAAACUUGUUAAAUCCUUCACUCUUCAAAGAUGGCCUAUCAUUUCAUAUUGCAAGCCGUUAGACAUACAUAUAUUGAAGGUGUUUUUUAACUGAGAAUGAUGCCACUCACAGUUAUGGUAACUUUUGACUGAAUACCUCUACAAGUAAAGUUAGAUUCAAGUUCUUGAAAUGAGAACAAUGGUUAGUACUAUGUUAAUUUCAAGACAUUGACCUUAGAACUACGCUUAAAGUUUUGAAAUAAGAAUAACGCUAAAUGUAAAGUGGCUUGAUCUGAGAAUAACGGUAAAUGUAAAGUGGUUUGGUCUGAGAAUAACGGUAAAUGUAAAGUGGUUUGGUCUGAGAAUAACGGUAAAUGUAAAGUGGUUUGGUCUGAGAAUAACGGUAAAUGUAAAGUGGUUUGGUCUGAGAAUAACGGUAAAUGUAAAGUGGUUUGGUCUGAGAAUAACGCUGAAUGAAGGAUUAUUUGUUAUCGUUCGAGCAGAGGUGUUUCACUCCUAAACAAGAAUAACAAUGUUUCAUAAACUGUUUCUGUUUUCACUGCUUGUAAGUCAUUGUUGAUAUAUACAUCGAACUCAUACAUCGUUAUACCUUUGUGACAAGAGUGAAUGAAAUAGUGAGACUAUAACGCGAAAAGGUUCUAAGUGCUUCUUCAUUUAAGGUCACUCAGAUCCUUUCCUCUUUUUCUCCUCGAGUAAAUAAGGCCGUGCCAAUUGAAUGCGAAUUGUUGUCGUGUGUAUUUAUCAUAAUGACUAGAUUACCUUAGGUGUUAUUAGAAAUAAAAAAACACGUUUUCUUACUUUCAUUAUGAUUUUUUUAAAUUAUUCUAUGCCAUUUUAAUUCUUUUUUUUCAGAAGUGUUUUCACAUUUACCGUGCAAUAUUUUUUUAUAAAUAUUUAAAAUCGAUGAAUGGCCGAUUCAAAAUCUGAUAUUUCAAAUCGAUGAAAGGCCGAUUCAAAAUCUGAUAUUUUAAAUCCAUGAAAGGCCGAUUCAAAAUCUGUUAUUUCAAAUCGAUGACAGGUCGAUUCGAAUCUGAUAUUAUAGUUAUAAUACGUCGCUUAGUAACAAUGUAGAAACACGGUUCUAUAAGAUUCUGCAUGUGCAUAACUGCUUAUAUAAAAUGCACAAGGGUCAACUUAAUUCUUGUUUUGAAAGAGAGUGUAGAUUUUAACAUGUAUGUAAAUUGGUUAUUAUGCCAUGUGGCGUAAAUUGAAUACAUUUUUAUCAAACAUUUUUUCGAUUUAUAGCAUAGAAAUAUUUGGUUUUAUGCACAUUGCUAGUUUAUUUUAUGUUGUAUAUCCAUUGGUAUCGUAUAUUUCACAGAACGAUAUCGUAUGAUUGAUUUAAUAAACACUUACAUUCAAUUGUAAAAUAUCAUAAAUUCUAUACAGUGAAUACGUUUUUGGACAUAUUUUAUUUAAGUCGAAUAAAAAGGGUUAUAUUUGGGCAAAACCCAUCAAUAAUAGGUCAUAAUUGUUAAAAGGGACUCAUUCACAGCUUUUAUAUUGGCAAACAUUGAUUUGAUUCAGGUCAUAUUAAGUGCUCAGGUCAGAUUACAAAAAAACAAAUGUUCAAGAAGUGAUACUCUGAUUCAAUCGUAUUGGUAUUACAUAUUUUACAUUUACCGUUAUCUCUAACUGUGUUGUUGUAUCUUCCAUGAAUGUGCACUCAAUCUAAAUCUUGCCAAAGCAGUUUCAUGAUAUUCCAUUAACAAAAAGCAAACAAGCACAAACUGUCAGAUAAUCAAUUAAACUGACAUUUGUAACUUUUUUGCCUUAACGUAUUCAAUUUUCAAAAGCGUUACUAACUAUUUUCGGCCCAAAGGUGCAUUUCAGUUCACAAUUUGUUUAAAAACUCAGUAUAGCAGAGCUCUUAUUUUGAACGUUUGGUGACGUUUAAUCACUGUUACAAGCCGUUGGCUCACAAUUAACAAGAUAUUAUUUGAUGGCUGGCCAUAUAAAAAGUGAACGAGUUCCUUAAUGUUUUAUUUCCUUAUAAUUGUUUCAAGCAUUUCGCAAAAAAAAGAGAUUAUUUUUACCAUGUUUACAAUGAAAACCUUGUAGCCUUCCGCUUUUCUUUAAUAAGUGAUACGUAUAAUUAUGUUAAUGUAUUUUUUCGUAGUUUUUUUCUUAAUAUAUUCCAUUCCUAUCUUUUCACAUGAUGCAAACUAAUUAACAUAUCGCCAAAUGUAUGUUACUUGUAUCUGAGGCCAUCAGAUAUCUAAUAAUUUCUUGUAUCUGAUGCCAUGAGGUUUUUAAUAAUUAUGUAAUAACAUUGAUACAUUUUGACAACUUUUAGAUAAAGAGCAGGAUCCCUUAAAAUAGGGAAGCAUAAGUAAUAAAGUAUAUAUAAUCAAACUUGCGAAGAAAAUGUUUAUAUUACAAAUAUAUGGUACAAGUAUACAAUGUGCAUUGUUAAAAUUGCUAUCGAUUCAGAUAAGGCUUUUGAGGUGUAUGUGAAACAUUUGUUAAUUACUUUAAUGAAAAUGAGAUAGAUAUGUUUUCUGAAAUAUGUGAAACAUUUUGCUUUCUUUUAUUUGCAUUUUAAACUUUGUUUACAGCAUAUCUUCGUCUUAACUGUAACGGGUAAAGUGCAAUGUGUUAUACAGUUUUAUGUAUAUGUCGACCUGACAUAUACAAUACAUCAUCGCUUUUCAUUUAUUGCGGACGCCAUAUUCAAACUAUACUCUCAAUAUUGUAAUAAAUUGAUAGAUAUUAUAUCAUCCCUAAGUCAAAAGAAUCAAGGCUUCUAAGAUAAUAAGCAUUAUUCUGAAACGCAUUUAAUGAUUUUGUAAGUUUUAAAACUGCAUUCUCACAGAUAGACAGUUUGACAUUUAAAAAGAAAAUGUAUCAGAAUCAGCUUAUUUAGGCUUAAAUAUAAAACGCCAAUGGAACUCAAUUGUUUAGAAAAAUGCGGAAAAAAUCAUUAUUUUUAAAGCGUUAGUAAUGCUUUUAAAAUAAAACUUCAUUUUUUAACGUAAAUAUGAAAACUGCGAUCUGAUCUUUUGUCAGCAGUCACUGGUCCACAAAUCAAAGCACAAAAUGGCACAUUUCAAGACAAAAAAUAAAGUUGUCAAAACGGUCAAUAUGUGGUAUCAGUCUGUGUAUACCACGUGAUAAAUUACGUCAUAAAUGCUACGUCGGAAGGCAAUAUUUUGCUUCGAAAGAAGACAUUAAACAAAGAUAACUUCACUAUAUUUUCACCAUUUUAAAUGAAACAUAAAGCAGUCUACGCCGCUUACGGAGCCCCGCAUUCGGUCUUUUACCAGAGUUUGAUUUCGAGUUUAGUUUCUUAAAACACUUCGAAAAACCUUUGCACAAUACGGCCGUCUGACGGAGCACUGUUAAAACAUUGUUCCGGAAACAGGCUUGUCGAAGUGUUUGAUAAAACUAAUCACCUUGUGAAACUUCGGUAAUAAAACGAAGACGGGCUCUUUAAACGGCAUAGACUGCCCUUUGUUUUAUUAAAAAUGGUGCAGUAUAAGAAAAGUUAUCUUUGAUUUAAGUCUUUAUUUUAAGCAAAAUGUUGCAAUCCGACGUAGCAUAUAUGACGUAAUAUAUCAUGUGGUAUUCACACACUGGAGGCUGCGAAACACGACGUGUACGUGAACUUGUACCUAUAUGCACAAGUAUAAUUACAGUUGAAUUUCAGUGUAGUCUUCGAAAUUGUACUUGUAGACUCGUUGUUAUCGCCGAAAUCAGUUUCCUCGUGCAAACGUACAUGCAAUUCUCAAUUCAAACUGAUCAUAAACACAUAUUUGAUGACGUAGUGCGCAAAAAUGAGUCAACACAUACUCAUACCCGUACAAGUAGCAUACGCAACCUCUCAAAUAUCUUCGUUUGUAACUUUGGUAGAGAUGGAAUAAAAAUCAUGAAUGGAUAACAGUUGUUAUAGAUAUAAUGGUAGAGCAUUGCAUUUCAGCAUACAUUUCUGUAGUUAAAGACUCAUUUUUCUAAGCAAAUACUUGAAUAUGGACGUCUGUGUUUACAAAAUACCAAAAAAGCAUUACUUCUUUAUGUAAGCAAAGACAGAAAAUAGCUGUACAAUGUUACAAUUUAAAUGUUCAAUUUCUUCAAUUUAAUUUAAAUCGUUGCAUAUGUUUAAUAUAACUUAUAUAUAAAUGUUAUUUAAUACAAGAAAUUCAUGAAUCGAACGGUUAUUUACAGGAAAGAUGAACUCAUUCCAACAUGUUCGAUAAACUUUUGUCAGAAUAUUAAUGGGUAUGCAAAAUGGUUUAAAGCUAGGGUGUUAUUACUGAAAGUUAUUCUACAAUACUGGUUUGGCUUGUCUGUUGUUGUAAUCAAAACGCCCGGCCUAAUGUGGAUUAAUGUAUUUUUUUCUUCAAUAUAUAAAUAUGUAUAUGACAUGGAAUUCUCUUGCAUAAGAUUCAUAAAUAGGCACAUAAAUUUAACAUUUAUUCGCCUUUACUAAACAAUGUAUACCAUGUUUUCCAACUCCGCCAUACAGCGGUUUCUUCCCUUUCCUAUACAGUGUUUAAUUAUUCUCCGCUCGUCAAGGGAGAUUACUGCGUAGGAGAUUUCCAUGUUUUAUGACCCUUCUGAUCAUUCUUGUGCAAUAACCUCAAUGACCAAGAUUUCGUUUGUCGUCAAAUAUAUGUGUAAUUUUAUAUAACUAGUUACUACUACAUGCUAGUUUAUUCUGAAUAGUGUGCGCAACAGGCGCAAUGGGACGCGUAUGUUGUGCACUUUUUAAGGGACCAUGAAAUUAAAUGUUUUUGAUUACAAUUAUGACUUAGACAGUCCAAAGAUUGUAAGUUAAACGCCUGAGUUUAAUUUCUACUUUUUGAAUUAUAAAACAUCCUUAAUUUAAAAAAUAAACUUGCCAUGAUUUGGUUGAACUUUCUACGACCUUUUUGAUACAUUAAGGCUAUCUUUAUUUACAUUUUUUCAUUAUCCUCAAAUAUUAGAUCAGAUGGUUUGGGACUCAAACCUGUUGUUUUUAUUAUUUGUGCAUAUUUUAUAUUUAAAAUGUGUUAUGUAUAAAUUAUUUUGUGUUUAUGUGUUGCAGCUAUGUAAAAUAUGAAAAAUUUAAUAAAAAAUGAAGAUAC
Messenger RNA from Mya arenaria, 7157 nucleotides. RefSeq names its product regulator of G-protein signaling 17-like. The transcript has 5 exons. Lineage: Eukaryota; Metazoa; Mollusca; Bivalvia; Myida; Myidae. The coding region runs from base 715 to 1224 and encodes 169 amino acids. The record is from RefSeq and is a predicted model, not a curated record.